AUGGUCAAAAAAUUGCACAAUGAUACGAUUAACCAUAAAAUCAUUGUAGAGAGAACGAUAGUAGGAGAGGAGCUUAUAGAUGUGACCUUACAUAUUCUUGAUGUGGACAUAGGGGAUUCUGGAAAUUACACCUGUGAAGCUAUGAACAACAUCACAACUGAGAACCGCAGCAUCAUCGUCUCUGUUAUCUGUAAGACGUUGUAGGUAGUUACAGUUGGUAGAGUAAGACAAACAUUUUUUUUCGUUAAAUGACAGUAUUCACACGAUCCCUGCGAUCUUUGCACGCGCUUUAGGAUUGAUGGGAUAACUCAAGGCAAUUUCAUGUGUCACGUUGUAUUCCAAAGCGUAAACAAAAAAAAAACUUGCCAAUAUGAGUAAUCGCUGUCGAGUUUCUUUAUUUUCUCAAACGGAACGACGAUUUAAAGUGAUGCAAAAUGUACGGUUUGAGUUUCUACAAGUUUUACGCUCACAGCAACCAUGAAAAGUAAAAAUAAUCACUUCCAUCCAUACCACAGGCAGCCCAAACUCUGUGGGAGUUCGUUGGACUUUGAAUUUAUAAGGGAAUGUUUGAAAAUAAACAAAAUACGUCCUAAAUUCCAAUUUUGGACAAAAAUAGAAAUAAAAAUGACUUACCUUGUGUUUGUGUUUUACUGUCUCUUCGCCUCUAGAGCCAUUUGGAAGCCGUUUUAUCGACGUUUAAGAUUUUGAGUUGUACUAACGGUAAAAAAACUGGAAAGGCUGGGGACUCUGAAGCCGACCGUUCCAGCUCGAAGCUCCAUAAAUCCCAUAAAAAUGGUCACCGUGCUACUCGCGAUGACAUUCGCGAUGCACUGUGCCCGCCCCUGGACCGAGGCAAAUUAUGGCUGUGACGUAAGCUUUGAGCGAACGUUAAUUACGUCACGUCCAAGAGCCCGGUCAUACGCAUCCCGAGAAAGAAAACUCUGAUGGAAAAAGUUUAAAAUUAAGCGCUUCGUUAGCAGUUGUGAUGAAAUCUGAACUCCAGAAGCAUAGAAGGGAAAGACAAAUUAUCGACAGAUCCUUUGACGGCAAUUUUGGCGAGUUUGGACCAUUUUUAUGGGAUUUAUGGAGCUUCGAGUUGGAACGGUCGGCUUCAGAGUCCCCAUGCAGCCUUCCCAUUUUUCUUGCUGUUAGUACAACUCAAAAUCUUCAACGUCGAUUAAACGGCUCUAGAGGCAAAGAGACGGUAAGUGACAAAACACAAACACAAGGUAAGUCAUUUUUAUUUCUAUUUUUGUCCAAAAUUGGAAAUUAGGACGUAUUUUGUUUAUUUUCAUACAUUUUUCUCUUAUAAAUUCAAAGUCCAACGAACUCCCACAGAGUUUGGGCUGCCCGUGUCCAUACCUUUCCAUUUUUGUCUUUAACAUAAGAAGCCGUUCAUUUUCUGUUGUCUAGAAUAAACAUGACCGCGAAUUCUUGCAUUGGCAUUCAGAUUUUAUCACAUUGCUCUUUUUCCAUCAUUCCUGGGGAAAGAUGGCGGGUAUCGUAAAUAAUCAAUCAAUGGUUGAGAAAGCACCAAGCGAAGCUAGCCGGGCGAGAACAUGCAAUCGACCAGCGACGCGAAGAGAAGCCCAUGUCACUUAGAAUCAAGUCGCUGAUUUAUAGAAAAAAAGGAUAUUAGAUACAAGCCUAUUCAGAUAACAUUUAAAUUCAAAGCAGCUAACUAGAGAAAGAAAACUGUCAUUCUCAUUAUCAGAUCCGCAAUCCUUUGACGACGCUAUGGUCAGGAUCAAUCCGGGGCGCCGCCAAAAGGAUUGCGUAUCAGCGAAAGUGAAUCACGGUAAAAUUAUUAGAGAAGCCGAUAAGGGAACGGCUUGUGUCGCUGACAGUCAGGUCUUUUGAUGUUAAACCGUUGGUACUUAUUUAUUACUUCUUCACAACAGGCCCACCAGCACUACCUGAACUAAAGGAAUUUCCUCCUGAUAUGGGAACAAAUGGAAAUGUUACUUUGAGUUGCAAAGCUUACCAUCUGGAUUCCCAAAAGACAGCUUCUUACCAAUGGAAGUGGAUAUUCAACGAUAGCGUCGAAAUCAGAAAGGAAGCCUUUGGCGGCGGAAAGUAUGGCAUAUUCAGCGAGUACUCAUCUCCUAAUUCUUGUCGACAAACCAAAGGUUCUGUCGCUCUCCAGAUAGCAAGGGUUAACACGCACGACCUUGGACAAUACAAGUGUAAACUACUUGAUCCUGAUUCAGUGAUAGCUGUAAAAGACAUCCCAUUACUGGAAGAUGGUAGGUUUUUCAGUGUUGUUUCUAACAGUCUGUAUUUUACCUUCUUUGUAAAGUGAUGAGUAACAAUUUAUAUCUCGCUCAACACUCUCAUAGUCUAAGAAGUGGAGAUUCACUUUAGACAGAACACUUAGAAAAGUAAUUCACGUCAGCCAAGACCUUGGUAUUGCUGGACUGAAACAUGUCCAGAUUGGUUACGCGUGGGUAUACAUAGAGGGAUCAGAAGCUUAAAUGGAAACAAGUUGCUUUUGACUUCUUUGCAUUAAAGUCGAAAACUGUACUUUACUACGUUUUUAAAGCCAAUUUCGCGGGAUAGAUUCUGGUUUUUUUUUCGGAGUCAGGAGGAGCACGCAAUCCUAAUCCUCAGGUUUCAAAAGUUUAGACCCAAGUCAAAUUUAGAAGGAUUUGCAUGGAGUCAUCAGAGCAUAACUGGGCUUCAGAGACAAUUUGCCCCACAGUGCUAGUUUUUGGCAAGUAGGCCUCUUGAAUGUUGUUAUCUAGAAUAUCCUGGAAAAUCCCAUAAUUUCACAAAUUUAAUUUUCUUAUGACGCCACACUUGAGAACUCUAUUGAAUUACGCGCUUCACGUAUGUAGCCAGCAUUUGUUUGAAAAUCCACUAAGAGUGAAUGGAACGCAUAGCUAGAAUACAAUCUGAUCGCGCCCAUUUGACCAUAUGUCACGUAAAACUAAAUAACGCAAAGCAGUCAGCGUUACGCUAGCCUGUGUGGCAGGCGUUUGAAAGGGAAGGGAAAGGAGGUUUGGGGGGCGAGGGAAACGCGAGGGGCGCGCGAGGAGGGAGGGAGGAAGGAAAACGCCUGCCAGGAAACCAUUGUUUUAGCCAUCCCGCCUACUAAUUAUGUAUGCAAAAAUAACGCAACUGUGAAUGACUAGCUGUCAAAUAAGUCUGGCCGCGAUGCGCUUAUUUAGUCGCAUUUCGCGUACUGUUUUUCUUUUGUUUUCCCAAAACAAGAAAUCUGAAGUGAAUGUACUAUUAAAAAAAGUAUAAAUGCGGUCGUCCGUUGAAGGAAGAAAGUCGCAACCAUACGUGGCUUGUUAUAUAAAUCCAGCAUAAAUCUAUUACUUUUUUGCUGAAGGUAUCGUGUUGGACUUCCCAACUCGCAUGCAAUGUUUGUCGAAGAAAUUAAUUACAAACACUUUGCCGACUCUGGAACUGGAUCCAGCGGAGCAUACAAAAGAACGCUGGUAGCAGGGAAAGAAGAGCUGAACUUCAAAGAUCUACAAUAAGGCUAAUUCUGCAAUCAAUAUUAUUAUUAAAGUAAGUUCCUGGCGGCUUUAUAACGUCUAUAACCAGCAAGAAGUCCUCAAAUCAAAAAUCGCUAAGGAUUAUAGAUCGCUUCGUCUUCAACAAUCUGGUCGUUGAUAAAGCUUGCGUGGUAGGCGUUUGAGGUCAAACAGCAGAUAACAAGCACACAGGCAGCAUGAUUUUUCCUUUCUUUCUUCUAGUGAAUAAAACAAGCCGUUGGGAGAUCAGACAAGACUUCUCAAAACCAGUCAGCACAACUCAUCUAGCUGACAGGUCUUUUCCUUCAUACGAGUUUUUUAACUGCUUUCUUCUAUUCUCCUUUCAAGCUGAAAUAGAUGCCUUCAGUUUCUAAUCGUUCUAAAACGAUGAAUUCCAUACAGAAAUCUCAUCACGCCUCACUAACAACAUAUUUUUAAAUGAUUACUGAAAGAUUACUCAGUAGCGUGAUGUUGAUUUCAGCCAAUCGGAUUAAGGUAUUAAGGCUGUGAUUGACAUGUUUUGAAGACGGACCAAUCAGGAUUUUAACAUUUGCCUGGUGGAUGUUAAAAACGAGAAAAACGAUGGUCUCCUGGCAGGCGUUUCCCUCCCUCCCUCCUCGCGCGCCCCUCGCGUUUCUCUCGCACCUAAAACUCCCUUUCCCUUCCCUUUCAAACGCCUGCCACGCAAGCUAGCGUUACGCAAGAGCAUUUUGACCAUCGGUUGACCUCGCCCGCACUCCCUAACCUUUUUUACUAGUUUGCUAUCUUCAAUAUUUUUUAGUGAACUCUAAGGUCCCAUCCCGUCCUGAGAUUGAGACUUUGUUAACCAUCAAUUGUGGUCGUAAUAUUAAAGUGCAGUGGAAAGAGCCAUCUUCAGAAUAUGAAGUCACUGGGUAUCAGAUGAUAUUAUUAAAGCUCGCGGAUGAUUAUAAGCAAGAAUUCAACCUAUCAAAGAAUGUUCGUAAUAAAGAAUUGGCUGUACAAAGUAAUACUGCUUAUGAAUUACAAAUCAGGGCGGAGAACAGUAUGGGAUUUAGCCUUUGGACAAGAGGACAAUGGACAACAACGGCAGGUAAUUAUGGCAAUGAGGGCUCGUGAUCGUCUUACGUUGGAAAUCCUCAGAGAAAGGAACCAUGUAUUUUCUGUAAUACGAUUUGUUAGAGCGAUUUUCGUACGACCAUGAAAAAUGGUUUCGGUAAGUGAUCGUUAUUUCUUUUAUCAGCCAAUGGAUGAAUAAGAUCAAAACAUGGACUCUUUGUUUUCCCGCCAAAGAAAUCCCUAAUAUGGAGAAGCCAUUGUUCGAUUGGCCAAUUGUGUUGCAGUAUGACGUCAAAGCGAAUAUCGAUUGGUUUCUAGAAAGAUCUUCGGGCAUGACGUUUUUUCAGCCGAGCGUUCGCUUAAACAAUCAAAAGCCACGCGCGUUUGUAUCAGUUCCCUGACAAACCAAUCAAAUCGAUCUAUUUCCGUUUGUUUGUUGUUUCUGUUUUGUUCGCGCGCUUUUAUUUCAAGGUCAUACGAAAAACGCUCUAAUCACGAAUAUAAUUACAAACCAAAUGAUUAACGUACAUGUAGGUAAAGUAUCGACACAUGUUAUGUAACUUCCUCUUCCCUCUUUAGGUUUUACUUAACAAAUUGAGUUGUAAAUACCGUAAAUCCUCUAUAAACUCUCCUUUUUUAUAGGAGAAGAAAGUUUUUAAGCUACACCGUUCGUUUAUUCCCCCUUUUAUUCCUCCCUUAUUCUUCCACAUUAAUAAAUGAUAGAGUGAAUUAAUUAACAACAACUUUAUCACAUUAACUGAUCCGGUAUAGUUUAUUCCAAGCUUGACACUCGGAUUUGAAUUUGAUACUCGACUGGGUGGCCAUGGUAUCCAUAUUAUCAUUAGAAAAUACAGUAUAGUGCCUCGACUCGCUGAAUUAAACAAGUCCCCUUCUCUCUACUAACUCCCCCCUUGGAUGAGCUCCCGGAAAGGGGAAAUUAAAAGAGGAUUAAUGGCAUGGUAUGCAAUGUUCCUUUUUUUUCUUUUUGCUUUUCAGAUGUACCGGAAAUGAUGAUAUUUUCAGCCAAACCGGAAGGCUGUUUUGCAGCUCUUUCAUGGAGAAAUCCCACAGAAACCAGCUGCCCGAUAACCAGAUAUACAGUUCAUUUUAGGGAAACAGAAACCAUAUCAAAUGAGAAUACAAAAUGGCACACAAAGAAUUUGGGAAAGCAGGACAAAACGGAGUAUCGGCUUCAGCUGAACUGCAGCAGGACUUAUGAAGUUAUGGCCAUUGCAUGGAAUGAACGCGGAAGUAGUAUCCCCGAUGCGAACAUAGUGACUGUGCGCACAGAAACCGGUACUGGGAUUUUCUCUCGUAUACAUUCUAUCUUAAAAUACUCCCAAGUUAACCCUUUUGUGCUUUAUUUAGCCUGUGUGGCAGGCAUUAAAAGAGAAAGGGGAAAAGGAUUUCAGGGCUACCAGGAGAAAAGGCUCACGUAGAAUUCUCUCUUCCUCUUCUAGUUUUAACUCCUGCAAUGUAGGCUUUUCUCUUUUCUUACAUUAAGGUUAGCAGUUGGUUCAUAACUAAGCGUGCGUAUGGCGAGAUAUAAAACACGCGGGAAGUUUGGAGAACACGAAUCGAAAAAGUGCGUGAGAGUUGCUCAAGACGUAGUCGUCGAGAGCAACUCUAGCCUCUUGAAGUUCGAAAAUUGUGCCAAAGCUGGACUGUUAUAUCAUUGUGGAUUUUAUUUAAUAAAAUGUUGCAUAAAGCCCAUGAGAAAAGUACUUUAUUUACUAAUGUUAUUAUUAUUUUAUUUUAUGCUAUUUUAUUUUUAAAAUUGUUUUGAUUUAAUUUUUCUAAAGGAGUACCACUCCAGCCGAAAUGGAUUAAAGUCAUUGAAAAACAAUGUGGAAAGUUCGAAGUCACAUGGAGUCCUGACACCUUGGACUCUGGAGGAGGACCACCGAGUGCUUUCCAGGUUCAGAUCAGCGAUCAAACUGGGCAAUGGGUUAACUGUACGAAUUUCCUACCAAAUAACAGCUGUUUGUUCAAAGAUUUGCAAAGCGAAACUGAGUACGAUAUUCAGGUCCGAGCUAUAAACCAAAAGGGACCAGGCGAAUGGACAGUGGACACAAAAAAGACGGGAUUUAUAGGCAAGUGGACUCAUUUAAGAAAGCCUAAAUGCGGAGCUCCAGUUAAAUAUAGCUAACCGUGUACUUGGGGAAUGUGCUUGAUAACGAUUUAAAAAGAUGUGAACAUUACUUCUCUCCUUGUGGCGAGCGCGGUCUUCGCUUUCAACUUAGUAACUGUUCAUUGUUCAACCACUACUACUUACCACGAUGAAUGUUAUUUACCAUUUUUUUAUAUCCUUGUGAUAAAUUUCGAACGUCAAUUCUGAGUUCCUUUCAUUAAGAAUUACUUGCACCUUUCUGGUACCAUUACUAAACUUGAAGACCCAAUCCUGCUACUUGUUUUCCAAUCAUCCCUCAAUUCUAUCAAUCUCUUCCGACUUGUAUUUUCUUCUUCUUUUCGUCUCCUUUUUCUUCUUCUUCUUUUUUUAAAUUUGUGUUUGUUUCCAUUUUUCGUUGUAAUUUUGUUAGUCUUAUUUUUUUAACGGUCUUUCCAUCUACAAAUUUUUUUCUUCUUUCAUUUGAUAUUUAUGUCCCUAAUCACCAGACCGUAUGAUGCAUUGAUUUUAGGUCCCCCUGAUCCUCCACAAAUACUGCAUAAUAAAACGCAAAUUUCUGGCGUAAAUAUUACCCUGCAUUGGACGAGCCCUUCGCAACGCAACUGCAGCAUAACAAUGUACUCGUUACACCACAAAGUAGUAAAGCCAACCUCUGGGAAAGAAGCAGAAAUGAAUAUUACCAACACUAGUAUAAACCGUGACGAACUACGUCUUGAGCAUAGCAAGGAGUAUGAAGUAACUGUCUUUGCUUGGAAUGAUCUUGGACGCAGUGAGGCAAGCAGAGCGUGGAAAAUCAGAACAGCACAAUGUAAAUACAAGUAGCGUAUAUACUUUGUUAUAAAUGUUUUUUUUAAAAUAACAUCUAUACUGAUGUGAAGUAUAUGAAAUAAUUCAUUUUUUGAACUGCGGUUGUAGAUGAGAGUGAAGAAUGAUUAUCGCAGUAAAUUUUCCAAUUUAAGCAAUUGGAAAGAAGAAGCCUGAAAAAAAAAAACCAGGGCUUCAACAGGAUUCGAACCCGUGACCUCCGCGUUGCCGGUGCGUUGCUCUACCAACUGAGCUAUGAAGCCACACAUUGGGAGCGAGGUCAAUUUAUUGAGUUCAUGUCUCCCGUGAGGAGUGAAAUGAUGUGAAGUAUAUGAAAUAAUUCAUUUUUUGAACUGCGGUUGUAGAUGAGAGUGAAGAAUGAUCAUCGCAGUAAAUUUUCCAAUUUAAGCAAUUGGAAAGAAGAAGCCUGAAAAAAACCAGGGCUACAACAGGAUUCGAACUCGUGACCUCCGCGUUGCCGGUGCGUUGCUCUACCAACUGAGCUAUGAAGCCACACAUUGGGAGCGAGGUCAAUUAAUUGAGUUCAUGUCUCCCGUGAGGAGUGAAAUGAUGUGAUGUGGCUUCAUAGCUCAGUUGGUAGAGCAACGCACCGGCAACGCGGAGGUCACGGGUUCGAAUCCUGUUGAAGCCCUGAUUUUUUUCAGGCUUCUUCUGUCCAAUUGCUUAAAUUGGAAAAUUUUCUGCGAUGAUCAUUCUUCACUCUCAUCUACAACCGCAGUUCAAAAAAUGAAUUAUUUCAUAUACUUCACAUCAUUUCACUCCUCACGGGAGACAUGAACUCAAUAAAUUGACCUCGCUCCCAAUGUGUGGCUUCAUAGCUCAGUUGGUAGAGCAAAGCACCGGCAACGCGAAGGUCACGAGUUCGAAUCCUGUUGAAGCCCUGGUUUUUUUUUUUUCAGGCUUCUUCUUUCCAAUUGCUUAAAUUGGAAAAUUUACUGCGAUGAUCAUUCUUCACUCUCAACAUCUAUACUAUUAUAAUAUACACAUUUUUACUUGUUUAUAUAUAAAUCUCAUCCAGCCAUACGUUUUAUAGAUUAAUUCAAAAGUGCCACAAUAUUUCUUAUAUUUAAUUAAGAGUACCGCUAUGAGUGUCUCCUUGUUUGAUUUCUUGUGACUUCCAUUCAACUUACUGGUAAAAUAUCCUGGGAAAGAUGCCUGUUACUUAAACUAUGCAUACGGAAGUUGCAUGUUUCGUAUAUUAUAUAUAUUUCAAAUUUCAUGUCGAGAUCAUUCAGAUCGUUAGUGUUUUGUACCAUACGUGAACUACAUGUUUCGCUAUUUUUUUCUUAAUUUUAUAGAUGUUCCAUAUCAACCCGUCUUGCAUUCAAACUUUACUGGAGGUUGCAGCUUUAUCAACGUGACCUGGAGCCCACCAGCGCUUACUGCAAAGGGGGGAUCGGUGACGGGAUAUCUGGCAGAGAUAUAUACUGCCAUCGCCUGGGAUUGGAUAAACAGCAUUGUAUUAAACAAUUCGAAAACAACGUCCUGUUCAUUUACACAGCUGGAGCCAAACAGCAAAUACCGUAUAAGAGUGAAGGCAAAGAAUAAAGUAGGCUUUGGUUGGCCGACUGAGACUUUGGAAGCAAAUACUUUCCAAACAGGUAAUUUAUCACAUUUGUUACCAGUCGUACUUUGAAUUCAGAGAACUUUCAGACUCUGUAACUGAUACUAAAAGGAGCUUAAAUGAAUUAUAUUUGAGUCACGUUGUAAAGAUUCUGAUACCUUUUGGGAUUGUUUUCGCUCAGAACCCCACCCGUCAUUUUUGUGGUAAUUUUAUUUUCGUCGAGCUUUGUGGAGAGGUCGUCAGGUCAACUUGGAUGGGACCACUUGGAGCGGUUAAACUUAGAGUUACGAAAUUUGAAAUUAGUAAAAUUAUUGGAAUUUGAGGUUGAAGCAUUUUUUAUGAGCAACUGUAAUAAAACAUUUAUUGCUUUUGGUAAUAUGCAUGUGCUCUUCAAUAUGUUACCCUGUGAUACUCCAUUAGAAUUAAUUCGUAAUUUUUGAGUAGCUCAGAUGGAAAAUACCGCUUAUAGGAAAUAUUUCUAUGUUCUGCUUUCAUUAUCAUCAUAUGUUUUUAGGCACUCGUAACAAGCCCGAGAUAAGUGUAAUUUCUUCAAAUGAUGGAAUAUCGUGUGGUGUAAUUAUAAAAUGGUCUCACGAUGCAUCUUCAAGUGGCUGCAUGACGUUAUUUUACACAAUUCGCUACAAACAGCAAACACCGUACGAAGGCAAUGAGUGGACCGACGUAAAUGUUUCAGCUUCAAAUGUCAAUCAGCUGAAGCUGGACAUGAAUUGUUCAACUGAGUACGCAUUCCAGGUCGUGGCGUGGAACGUGGUUGGAGAGAGCCCAUCCAGUGUUGUGCAGUAUACCACAAAAGAGCUGACAACACAGAAAGGAGGUAUGGGCUUUGAUGUAGGAGAAAGGGCAGUGGUUGCAACCCCUUCCCAUUAGGAUUUACUGUGAUAAAAUAAUUUAAAAAGAAGGAUUUUAGAUGGAAUUGAAGGAUAAGCGAAGUAGUUGGUCAAUGCGCGGCCUUCUGUGCGGAAGGUUCCGAUUUGAUUCCCUGGUGUGACCACAAAUCCUUCUUUCGACUUCUUUCCUUGCCAUUUACAUACGCAUCAAACGGAGCACUGAAAGAGAGAGGGGAGGCUGAAAUGAGCCACUAUGGGCUUCAGGUUGUUCGUCAGAUGACUAUUAGGUUCGAGCUACCGAUGUAAAAUAAGGACUCUUUUCCUAAUUAAUUAAUCAAUUAAUAGGGAGUCUGUGACCAAGUCUUAAAAAAUGAUGUGACGUGAUACAAGCUUGUGCGAACCGUGUAGCAAUUCAAUUGAUCCUACUCCUUUUGCUCCCUUUCCGUUAUGGUGAAAUCUUCAGAUAUUUGCCCCAAAAAGUGGAAAGACAACCCGCUUUUUAAAGGCCUUAAAUUCAUGUGACAUAUAUAGAGGAUAUUACAAGGUGGCGAGAAGAUAUGAAUUUUAUGUUCGAGUGGCAAGAACAAUAUCUCACGAGUGAGCGAAGCGAACAAGUGAGAUAUUGUUCUUGCCACGAGAACAUAAAAUUCAUAUCUUUGAGCUAACGUGUAAUGUUCUUUUUAUUAUAUGGAGAAACCAAUUCAACAAAAGCAAAAGGCGGGAAUCGUGACGUCAUUGAACGAUACGACACUCACAAAGGUGACAUACGGAAAAUACGCCACUCGGGUCCCGGAUGAAGUGGCGUAUGGAAUCUACGAGUGGUUUAGUUCCCAGUAAAACACUCUCCUCCAUAUAAUAAUGAGUCAUAUCUCAUAACGAGACCAACCAAAUUUUAUCCUGAACUUAGGCGGUAUAGUAAGUGGAGCCUAAAGCAAACUGCAUUUCUUGAGGACUUAACAGAAUUAAUAUUGUUGUAUAAGGGAUGUUUUUCAGACAAAUUAUAAAUGCAUCUAAGAUGAGGUUCCAACUACGGCCCACAUUUUUUCUUUCUUUGCCUUACAGAUCUUUCCCUUGUAAAUAUAUUAAUCUUUAUCUUCGUCGGCUUGCUCCUGAUCUUGGUAGUUGUACUACUGGUUGUUUGCAACAGGUAUUACAAAAGGAAAAGAAACCGGUCUCUAAAGAGGUAUGUCUGCAAAUAUAUAUUUUUUUUGCUUCCGGGUGUUUUUGAGACCAGAGGGAUAUAAAAUUUUUUAGAUGUAAGGUAUGCAAGGUAAGAUACAAAAGUUGCUUAUAAUUAUUGAUUUUAUGAUGUCAUCGCUUGACUAAUGGUUUAAAAAAGGUACGGUGAAAAGGGCAGAAAAUGUGCAAAACGAGUUGAACAGCGAUGUUGUGCGUUUUACCUUCCGUGAAUCAAACUUGUCUUGGAACAAAUAAGAUUGUUUCAGGUUGCGAAAAGUUGUUGGAUUCAAGAAAGUAGAGAGUACUUCUACUUUUUGGCAGCAAAAUUUGUACAUGUUACGCGCUUUACUGGUCCAAGAAAAGUUUGCGAAAGGUGACGUAAUUCCCGUGUAUGGCGUAACUUUCCGACUGUGAUUUGAUGCAAGACAGCUGAAUGAUAUCUUUAGCAGAAAGAAGCUUGGGAAUAGCCGUUAUUAUUAUUUCCUUUCAGAACCGCAAAAGAUAUCCAAGUAUUAGACUACCGCGAAAUUCCUCCUAUAAGAACAGAAUAUAUUGACGUUUUGGGCCAGGGAGCAUUUGGCAAGGUUCACAGAGCAAAACUAAAGGACGGAUUAGAGUACUUUUUAAUCGGGCGACGCUGGGAGAAUAUUACUGCUAGGCGGCAAAAGAUUGUUGCGGUUAAAGAACUGCAUGGUAAGUGUGAACAGUUUUUACAUUUUGUUGAUAGUCUCUGGAAGGGAAAUUGGUUUCUUAAGGUAAACUAAGUAGCAUAAGAAAUCUAAGUAGAGUUUUAGUCACAGAGUAAAAACGGGAUCAUUGAAUUUAGUCAAAUACAAAUUUGUUAUCCCCUAUUGAUAUCUUCAGACAAACGAAAUCACCAAAAGUCCGGUCGUUCGAGUUGCCUUGAAUAAAUAAACUCCUUUCGUUCAAAAUGGCCGCUGGUUGCAGGGUGCAUUUGGCUCUGCUGGGCAAGGGGAUGAUGUGGGCACUUACUUCAGUAGGGAGUUCUCGACGGAAAGGUUAAAAUGACCUGAAAAGGUCAAAUGCAGUUGAAAACGUUAAAAGUAUGCAACCCUUACGCUGAGAACACGUCGGCGCAUUUCAUCAACGUUGUUUGCCCAAACCAAAGAUCAAUGCCAAUUGUUAUCCCCCUUGUUUAAAUUGGGUGCGCUCCCUUUAAGUUUUUAAACCCCAUAAAAGAUAAACUACGUGUGUUGUAAUAGUCUUUAGGAAAAACGUGAUGUAGCUGUUAAUAAUAUUUUUUUCAAUGCUUAUAUUCGUGACUGAUUAAACUAUAAUUUUUUCCCUAGAGAACGCAAACGAAGAGCAGAGAAGGGAAUUUAUGAACGAAAUUAAGCUCAUGAAGGAGAUCGGCAAGCAUCAGAAUGUUUUGAGUUUUCUUGGCUGUUGGACCGCAUCUGAACCUCUCUUAUUGAUUAUCGAAUAUAUUGCGCAUGGAGACUUGCUUCAUUGGCUUCGACGUAAGAGAAGUCAGGUAUCACUGAGAAGCAAUUCAAUCUAUGAUACUUGGAAAGAACUCAAAGCUGGCAUAGUCAACAUUGUUCUCAUCGCUUGUGCUAUUUUUUGCGAGAUCCUUCAGUUUGGUGACCCCUUUUGCCACAGUUACCAGAUAAGACCUUUCAGAAACCACUAUCAAAUAAAGCAAGGGCAGUUUUUUUCAGUUUUUCUAUUUGUUUUAUGUGCAUCUUAUAUGUGAUUUGUAAUGGUCAUUAAAAGCUAUGAGGGCGUCCAUAUCAGUGCCCAGGUAUCUAGCGGUCAGUUCAAAGCAUUUGACUGACGUUUACAUUGCCCUUCAGACCAAGUUACAAAACAAGAAAGGUCUUUAAUACCACCGUGGAGUAUGUGUUUAAUCGUAUUUGCAAGUCAAACUACUUUUAGACCCUAAAAAAAACGAUUUUGCAAGCAUUUGAAAGCCCAGAGCGAAUCAGAUGAACAGCAUUUUUAUCUAGUGGCGAUUUGAAGAAUGAUCUUUAAAACACCAUUUUGUUUUUGCCCAAAAUAAAAAAAAAUUGUACUUUCUUGCUUUAUUUUAUUUUAUAUUACUUUUAGAUAACCGGUUCUAAUUUGAGAGCCCCGGAGGCAAGUGUAAAAGUCAAGGUGUUGAGUGUUGGAACAGCCUUACAAAAUGCGACAACUGAGCAGGUGUGUAACAGCGUCACCGACAAGGGAAGGGCGAUAGAGGCUACUUGAGAUUAGGCCAUUUGCACGAUGGUGUUAGUUUCCCUUGAUAUCUUAGUUUGGUAAUCCUAGCGGAGUUAAGAUAAGAAAAGACCAAAACUUCCCCAAGAAAGGAAGACUCUCAAGGAUUUUAGUAGUAGUGGUAGUGGUUGCAGUGGUGUGUGGUGAUGAAGGUUGUGGUAGAGGUGUUGGUGGUGGGUGUUGUGGAAGGAGGUGGUGGUGUUGGGUGUUGUUGCUGGUGGUGGUUGGUGAUGAAGGUUGUGGUUGUGGCGUUGAGUGUUGGGUGUUGGUGGUGGGUCGUGGUGAAGCUGGUAGAGGUGGUGUUAAGUGUUGGUGGUAAUGGUGGUAGGCGGUUGUGAAGGCUGUGGUAGUGGUGUUGGGUGUCGGUGGAGGAUCGUGGUGAAGGUGGUGGUGGUGGUGUUGGGUGUUGGUAAUAGUAUUGGUGGUGGUGGUAGUGUUGGGUAGUGGUAGUGAUAGUGGUAUUAGUAGAUUACAUUAGCUCUGACUUUCUUAUUUUUUGUAUUACUAGUAUUAUGUCGGCUUUUGAAUCAUUCUAUGUUCACUUUUAGUUAUCAAAUCAUCUACUUAAAUUGCAUUUUACAUUUUACUCCCCCACUGACACACACCACAGUUUCUUGAAACUAAACCAUGAUAUACUACGAGGUGGUCAACUGUUGAGGUGACAACUUCAUCAGUAGCACAAAAUUAGUUAUGCUCUAUCUAAUGUCAAGAUAAACACUCUCCAAUAGUUUAAAAAUAGACUGGUUGAUUGAUAGGAUGGAAUAAUAAUGGAAAGCAAUGGAGAGGUCUUUGAAGGAAACGCCGAUCUUUCGAAUUCCUUUGAAACAACGAACCAAAGACAGGUGGAUUUUGAUGGUGAAGACAAAAGUGACAUUCCCAUGGUAGUUUUUUCGCCACCGAAACAAGAGGAAGAACCUGCUAAAGACACAACUCUCAGUGACUGCGAAGAUGAUUGUGAGUCGUUUUUCCCAACAGAUCCAAUGUCUUUUGCUUGGCAGAUAGCACGUGGCAUGGUAUGGUAUUCAAAGUUUUCUAUGUCUAUCAAUAGAAUUAAUUAUUCUAUCACGUGGCUUCUGAAGCCUGAAACCCAAAUAAACUGAUCCUGGUUCUCAACCUAUCUCACUUGUAGAAUCCCAGUACUCCAGUUUAAGUUUUCCGCUAACUCCAGCAUUUCAAGUGGCAGAUAUAUCUUUUUAGAUCACAUUUUUUCUCAUAAGUGUCCUCUAUGCAGCAACCUUCUGUCUAAAAAAGGACCCUGACGUUGCAAAUCUUCAAGCUAUUGUUUUCAUUUCACCAGAAUUACCUCUCUGAAAAGAGCCUCAUUCACAGAGACUUGGCAGCAAGAAAUAUUCUGGUUGGACAUGGUAAAAAGCUGAAGAUUGCGGACUUUGGUUUGAUGCGCGAAAUGUAUCAUGAAGUGUACGAAGUAAAGAAACAAAAGAAACUGCCAAUUAAAUGGAUGGCGCCGGAGUCAAUCUAUGAACAGAUCUUUUCUUCCCAGAGCGAUGUGUACGUAUUUCGUUUUUUCAAAUUUAAUAACACUUCUUGUAUUUAUACCGAAUAGUCUUAAGGUUUUGAUCACAAUAUUCGAAGGUUCUUUCAGUUAUAGGCUUACACUUCAUCAAUAGAAAUUCCUGUUUGGGGUCUUGCCAUGAUCUAAACUCCCACCCCCUCCCCAUAGCAUGUUUUUGGUUACUCCAUAACUCAAUUUUUUUCAACACUAUUCCACAAUUAAAAGUACUUACUCAUUUAUUUAUUUACUCUCUUUGAUUUUCUACGUAUAGCUGGUCUUAUGGAGUAGUCUUGUGGGAAAUUGGAACCCUUGGUAAGCAUUAGAAUAUUCAGUUGUUUUUCGAUAAAAUAGCAUUACUUGUAAACUGUUCGUCUGAAAUACAAUAUAAAUCAUUUUCCAGCCUACUGGUCAGUUAAACACUCUAUUUCCAAAAUGCCAUGCACUCUGAUACGUGAGUUAUUUACUAAGCGUGAGGUCUUGAUGGCCCGGCGUUUUUCAGUCAUCAACCAUUUUGACAGAGCGAUAAAGGUCAAUAAAGGACAAAUUAAACCGGAAAAUCCUAAGCAAGAAAUUUUAUAUUAUUAUUCCACCCCACCCCACUGAAAAGGCAUAUAUAUUCUCUUAGCUCAGUUGGGAGAGCCGGAUCAACAUUCCAUACCAUUCUGUUCCAUGUUAUAUAAAAUAUCUAAGAUAGUAGGCGCGCUAUGAUUGGCCUAAAGGCCUGUUUGCAUGAGAGUGUGUAAACGUGGUUGUGUAAAGCUGACAUUUUGGGCGAGAAAAGUCCGUAUUUUGGAAAGCAUCUUUUUUGCAAAACAAGAACUGAUUACGCGUUCAAGACUUCGUGUACAAGAUUUGGCGACUGGUAAGAAUUUCUCUAUUAACCAUAAUUAUAACAAAUUUGUCAAAUCUGAUUGGCUAUCUUAGCCUUAAUUGGACAGUUUAAUAGAGCAGUACGCGUCAUGCCUAAGUAAUUGGACAGUACUCGCCAUCUCGCGCCUGCGUAAAUAGCUUUUUUUUCGCCGCUAGCAAACAAAAUUUGGAAUUUCUUGGGUUUUGAUUUUGAAAAAUAGCCUAUUGUAUCACAAAUUUUGUUAAGGUUAUGAUUAAUUGGUAACAGACCUUCGUGUCGUUCAACCCGCUCUGUAAUCAUACUCAUGAUUAAACAAAUCGGACUCCCGCUACGCGGUCGUCCGAUUUUGUUAAUAGGAAGCUUAAGCAACCACGACGACGUCAAAAAAACAAUAGGUUAAUGAUCAAAACAACAGCUCUGCACGUGCAUUACGCUUUUAGUACAUUUCUUUGACGUCCACUGCACGACUACGACGUGAAACCUCCUAAUUUGACGUUUUAUGGAGGAUGUGGACAUAAGACGACGAAUUUUCCUUCCUCUUUUUGAACUUGAAGAACUGAAAUCCGUAAGAAUUCAACUCCAGGAAAAGUUGCCUGCAUUUGACAUAUUGAGCGGGUCCGAAUAGACGCAAUUGAGUUUGAAAGAACGCAAAUUCUUUUUUUAGCGACGUUUUCACUGCCGUCGUUGUCGUCGUUAAUCACUCGUAUGAUUACAGACCGAAUUGUAUUCCACUCAGUCCUGUUACCAUCACAAAUCAGUGCCAGUGAGUUUUGCGUUUUUUCUUGAGUAAGUUAAUUUAUAAAAGCAAUAGAAAGCUUUUUCCCUGUAUUUGCAUAGCGUGAUAUAAACACUCGAGGAGUUGGGAGAAUUCUCCCAACCCCUCUCGUGUUUAUAUCAGGUUGUGCAAACACGGAAAACGUUUUCUAUUGCUUAAACAUUAUAUUCUUCAAGAACUCAUGCUUUUUACUCAUGCAAUAAACCAAAUACAUUUUUUGCAGGUGGGUCACCGUAUCCACUUUUAAACAACGCUGAUUUUGUUGCACUCCUUAGAACAGGAUAUCGCAUGGAAAAACCCGACUUGUGCUCAGAUGAUUUGUAAGAGAUUAACUACAUUAGGACUUGUGGAUAAUUCUUAACAUAUAUGUUGAAUAUAUAUAGUUGGAGCGAGCAAACAUUUUCAAUCCAUUAAUACGCAGGAAUAAGUGGUUUGCAUAAGUCUUUCCUCAUCCUGCAUAGUCAACUAAGGAGUACCAGCAACACCUAGCAACACGAAUAUUAAGGAACAAAGCAGAAGAGCGAAAAAAAGCUUUUAAGUUAGUUGUUUAGAUCACGCCUGCUGAUAAAUACCAUAAAGACGUAAUUUUGGUUCACAUCCAAACUGAUAAUCCUUUAAAGCUUGAGAAAAACUGAUAGAUAGAACUAAUUCAAAGGGUAUUAAGGCGGCCCCAACUCAAUGCAGCUCCAUGCAAACUCCUGUGAUCUCCGUCAAGCAAAUAACUGUUGCAGAGGCUGUAUGAUCAGUACUCAAGCAAUGCUGCUUGAAGUCAAUGUGCACUUCUCAAACUCAUUAAUAAUUCAUUAAGAAAAUACAAAGGAAAUUAAUGUUUAAUGAGUGUUUGGAAAUCGGAUGAAACACUGCUUAGUAUUUGCAUCCUUAAUUUCUCCUUCAAAAAUGAUUUUGUUUGAGAAGAAAUAUCAAACAUUCGACACAGUGUUUCAUCACCAGAUGAAACACCUCGAAGUUCGUCAAAAAUACUCCGCUGCGCGUCGUAUUUUCAACUCUCUUCUCGGUGUUUCAUCUGGUGAUGAAACACUGCAUCUCAUGUUUGAUAUAUUACGUCAAAUACUGUGCCGCUCACCAGUGGUGUGACAAGUGGGACCUGUUUGAAAUUGGCUUUGUAGCAUGGCAAAUGUAAUAAAGGUGCUAGGUCCAACUCUUAGCCAUAACUAACGCGGAGCAAAAUCGCAUCACCUUUGGCAAGAGUCAAAGACAACCUUAAUUACCAUCUUUUUUGUUAGAACUUACAGUCGACAAAGGCAGCAGUAAAAGUAGCCUUUACCACCUUAGACUGUGUGUACUUCGGCCAGUGCUAAAGUAAUUAAUCCUGUAGCAGUGUUUUGGCUCGUUUUCCAUUAUGUAGGGACUCUGGAUUCUGGAAUCCGCGAAAUGUUUGUUUGUGGAAUCCGGAAUCCUGGGCUAUGGAAUCCGAAAUACAGUUCAAGGAUUCCGGAAUCCCACUUACGAUUGGAAUCCAGAAUCAAGGUUUUACUAACAGGGACUGGAAUCCAUUACUUGGAAUCCGGAAUCCACGUCGUGGAAUCCAGAAUCCAAGGGUCGACUAGGUCAAGCGUCAGUUUUUUGUCUUUCUUUCAGCUACGCCCUGAUGACGGAUUGUUGGAAACAAAACCCGGAUAACAGGCCAAGUUUCAAGGAGCUGGUUGAGAUGCUUGAAAAUUUGAUGCUUCAGGAUGUGGAAUAUUUUGACUUUAACUUACUGGAUGAGACUAAAGAUUACUAUCAAUUUCAAGAAUCGAAGACAGGAGAAGUCAACAGUGAUAACAGAUCUGGGCAGGAAAAAGUAUCUUCUAUUGAUCUGGCUAUUUAGGACUGAUCGAUUUAAAGUAUCUUGAACGAUAUAUCUGUUGUCACAGUAAAAGUAUAUUCGUUUAAAGUAUUUCCUCUCCUUUUCA
Molecule: messenger RNA, 18341 nt
Organism: Porites lobata
Lineage: Eukaryota; Metazoa; Cnidaria; Anthozoa; Scleractinia; Poritidae
Source: the annotation of a GenBank genome assembly